Molecule: messenger RNA, 8616 nt
Organism: Pseudopipra pipra
Lineage: Eukaryota; Metazoa; Chordata; Aves; Passeriformes; Pipridae
Product: protein phosphatase 1 regulatory subunit 3E-like
Exons: 1
Coding region: 689-2071 (460 amino acids)
Biological process (GO): regulation of glycogen biosynthetic process
Cellular component (GO): protein phosphatase type 1 complex
Molecular function (GO): glycogen binding; protein phosphatase 1 binding
Source: RefSeq, a predicted model, not a curated record
ACUUGUCCCGUUCUUAAUCUCAUCAGCCGCAUUUCCACUGCCCAGACUGUCAAAGGAACACCAAGUGCUGCAGAUAAAAUGCUCGAGGUGUAAAAAGCUCCUGCUCAGAAGCUAAAUCAGAAUCACAUGUCAACACAGUUCAGGCUCAGGCUCUGGCAGGACGGUGGGAUCAUUGUUUUUAAUGCAAUUUACUAAUUAAAAACGAGUCCCAGAUUACGGAAAGUCUGGAAUGAAGCGGCUUACUAAAAUGGUGGUUUAGCGCCUUGAACUGGCUACACCAGAGUCUGCUCGUCAUUAAACUGUAAUUCGGCUGAAUAUUGCUCGGCAGUUGCCAAGCGCUCUUCCGACAAGAACCGCCGGGGUUCCUGUGUCACAAUCGUCCCCCCGCGUUUCGGCCGGAGCUGUUCGAGCGCCGGGGGCGAUGAGCGGCAGGACUGCGGCAGGUGCAUUUUAUUCGGCAGAUGUACAGUAAACGCAUUACAGCAGAUUAGCUGGAUUUCUUCCUUUAAACGUACACUGCGAGAUCCAAGUUGCCAGCCAGCUGUUUCUUAUCGGCCCGUGUAAUCUCCCCGAGCCCGGCUUUGCCUCUUUCUCCCGCAGCUAUUUCUGUAGCGGGUCGGGCGAGCGAGAGCGCCGCUAUGAAUUUUAAUGUUUCCACUGGGGAAUCCCUCCCGCCUCCUCUUUUUGGAUGAGAUCCUCGAGGAAAGACCCAGAACCCAGCGAGGAGGCGGAGGAGGAAGAGGAGGAGAGGGCCGGCGUAGCCGCGGUACUGGGGGGAGCCGCGGGGUGUGAUCAGGGGCCGUGGCGAGGCGGGCAGGGGUGGGAGCCAUGGGCAGGGAAGGAUGGCUCGGGGCGUGUGUCGCUGCCUGACCGCGGCACGGCAGCAGCGGCAGCAGCCGGAGCAGCGCGGCCCCGCCGCCGCCCCCGCACAGAUGCACCCGCCGGCAUCCCCCGGGACCGGCCGCGACCUGCGCAGCGCCGAGGCGAUCCCGCCGGCUCCGGGCGACGGGCAGAGCCCGCGGACCGGGCGCUGAAGCCGCCUCGCCACCCGCACGAGAGGAGGAGCCGCGGGUGCCGCGCCAGCCGCCGGCCCCGCCGCCGCUCCCGCCGGCGCCCCAUGGAUAAGGCGGGCUCGCUGCACAGCUCGGUGCCCGCGCCGCCGCCCCGGCUCUACCUGCCGCGCAACUUCAGCUGCAGCGCCUGCCUCUAUGGCAGCCUGGCCGAGCAGUGCAGGGCGGGCUGCAGCCCCGACGGCGACGCCGCGCCCACGCCCGUGGUGCGGGAGGCGGCGGGCGAGAAGCCGCCGCAGACGCGGGGCCGGGAGCCCACGCUGCCCGCCGUGCCCCCCAGCCCCACGCAGCGCCGCCGCGCCAAGUCGCUGCCCACGCCCGGCGACCGCAGCCUGCGCCCCGCGCUGCAGCACAGCCCGUCGCGCCGCAAGACCGUGCGGUUCGCCGACUCCCUGGGGCUGGAGCUCACCUCCGUGCACCUCUUCUGCGAGGCCGACCUGCCGCGGGUGCCGCUGCCCGCGCCGCCCACGCCGCGCCCCGCAGACCUGCUCAAGACCAGGAAGCCGCCGGCGCUGGGUGACCUGGAGCCGGUGCUGUUCGGGCCGCCGCCGCCGCUGCUGGAGCCGCUGUUCCCGCCGCAGCCCGGAGCCAGCCCGGGCUUCGUGGAGCGGGUGCGGCAGCACAAGGUGAGGCUGGAGUGGGUGCGGGCAGAGCCCGCGGGGCUGCGCGGAGCCGUGCGCGUCCUCAACCUCGCCUACGAGAAGGUGGUGUCGGUGCGGUACACGCUCAAUGGCUGGGCCAGCUGCGCGGAGGCUCCCGCCGCGUACCAGCCGCCCGGGCCGCCCGACGGCAUCACCGACCGCUUCGCCUUCCUGCUGCCCCUGGGCGCUGCCGCCGCCGAGGCCACGCUCGAGUUCGCCGUCCGGUACCGCGUGGCCGGGGCCGAGUACUGGGACAACAACGAGGGCAAGAACUACCGGCUGCGGGCCCGGCAGCGCGUCCCGCCCGGCACCGGCCUCCCGCAGGACCCCGACAGCUCCGCCUGGAUCCACUUCAUCUGAGCCGGGGGGCCGGGGGGAUCCCCCCGCCCGGGGGCUGCCCCGCCGCCUCCCAGAGAGCCGCCGGGAGGGCUUUUCCCGAGUUCUGUUCCCAGCGGGGUGAUUUGGCUUUCCGGGGUCGCUGGCGAUGCCGGGGGACCCUCGCUCGCCUCACGGGGGUGUCGGGCGCGGGUUCCCCUCAGUCCGCCGAGCGCUGUGGCGGCCACCAAAGCAGCAUCUGCCGGGGGGGGCUCGGGGGAUGGGCGGGAUUGAGCGGCCGGGACCGGGUUCCAUGGAUGCACAGGCUUCCAGGUGCCGGAGGGGCUGCUGUCGCCUCAGCAGGUGACACGGAGGGCAGGGUCACAGGGCAUCCCUCCAGCCUCCCAUUUGCCUAAUCCUGCUCAAGCAAAGCCCGGCUCCGGCGAGGGGCUGGAUCUGCGCUCACCCUCUCGUGUCAGUUUGGGGUUAAGGGCCUCAUAAUGGAGGGCUGAGGGACAGAUUAGUUUGCAACCCAAAAGGACAAGAGCAGGGAUGCCCCAAGGUGUAGCUGUGUUUCAUCAUGCUGUAAAAAUGUUUGGUUUAAAGCAAAGAUUUUUAUUUUUCUUUUUUAAUUUUGAACCCUAUUUCGUGUAUUUAAACAUACUUAGAAAGAAAAAAAUAGCAUCACAGCCUAAUUGAAAUGUCACUCACGGAGAGAUUUUCAAAAGAAAGUGUUUUGGUUUAGGAUUCGUGUGGUACGUUGGUGGAAGGGGUUGGCAGGGUCUGGUGUUUGUUUCUGUAGGAUUGGGCCUGUAGGAAAGUCGUGGGAUUGCACCGAGGGAACUAGAGGCUGCAAGAGUUAAAUCCAUAAUUCUGGUCUGCAUCACAAGCAACACUUUCAUUUUUAUUCCUGUUGACGGUUUAACUUAAUUUCUUAAGGUGUGUCAGGGCAGGGACCUCCUUUCUGAACAAUUAAGUGCUCCAAAUUUUUCAUAAUAAUUUCAGUAAGGGACAGGUUUCACAAAUCUGGCAAAGUUUAGUCAGACAAAUCGAAGAAAGUUGCACCUUGCCAUAUGAAAAUACAUCAAUAGAAAUCACGGAGCAUGCUGACUUCUGCCUUCAAAGGUAUGUUUUAAAUAUGUUUUUAAAUUAUAUUAGCAGUAAACAUAGCAUUUUCCUUUUAAAACUCGAGUUUUCGGGAGUUCAGCUGAGUACAGGUUGUGCUGGUGCCAAAUCUGGGUGCUAAUUUUCCAGGAUUGAGGUGUGUGCGUGUUUGCAGGAGAGGGACCUCUGCAAAUACAACUUCUGAGAGUGGCAAAACCAAUGUCAGCGUGAUCUGCUGGUUAUGAAGGGCUGUCAGGUCAGGCCUUUGAAGUUUUGGACCUCCUGUACGUUGUUAGUGAAUGAAUUGUGAUUUUUAACUUCAUUUUUAUGUUCCUUGAAAGAGUUAAGUGUCCCAAGCAGCUUGAGUAAUGUCUGGAGUAAUGAGUUCUCACAGAACCUUUUGACUUCGGUGGGAAUUGAGAGCACUUUUGUCUCCUGAGGGUUUGGUUCAGUCAGAAUAAUUAAACUUCUAAAUUCUGGGGGAAAAAGAGGUCUGGAAAGUUGAUGGGAAAAGAGUAUUUAAUUUAAUUUCUCUGGAUCACUGUCUCUGAUUUAAUGGAAGUAAUAGCAAGACUACUUUCUGUAGUACUGGUAACUUGGUUUUAAUUUCCCAGGCAGUUUUCUAAUCCCUGUGUUUUUAAUGAAACAGAAUAUAAGAGAAAUGUACUGUCAGCAUCUCCUGAGGAUUUCACAUUUUAGAAUAUUAAGGUCCCCAUCUUGUAAUACAGUAAUCCUAUAAGUUGCUAGAACAUGGAUAUAAAGCUAGAAUUGCACAACUAGGGUCUUAAAAUGCUCAUGAUUAAAGCAUAUGAAGUGGUGUAUUUGAUUAAAAAAAGCCCAAGUGUCUUUUAGUUGAAAUUAUAUUUUUUUAUAAGAGCCUUAAUACUGGAGAGAAGGAAAAGGACUUGUCUCCAUUUGAAAGCACUUUGAAAUCUGUAGAAAUACAGCAAAACAUCUUUUAUUUAUGUGUUAGAGCUUUCCAAAGCACUUUUUGCUCGGCCUUUUUCACCCAAAGAGUGAACCAACAGCUGGAGGGUUGGACAGACUAAAAUGCUUGGAGAAAAAAGUAGUUUCUGUGCAUUUUAGAUCAACUGAUGCUGCAACUUUGCUCAUGAAGUUCCAACAAGAUUCCUGUUUACUGUUUCAAUGGCUUUAGAAACACAAACAGGGCUAAGACCAUUUUUAACAGCGAAUGAUUCCAGAACUCCAAAAUUAUUUUCCAGUGAAUGGCAGUUUUCAUUGUCAUUUGAUUUAUGCAGCAUCUGCAGGUCUCUGAAAAUUUUCUAAAGGUUUCUAAAAAGUUUUUAAAAUCUCCUUCUAACACCUGUGGCUUAAAGUCUUUCAAUUUGGGAUACCUAAGUGGAUUACAUGCAACUGGGAGGUUGUUGUGUUACCCUUUAUUUUUUAUCACUGUUUAGAUGAAAUUACUGUUGCUCUUGGUUGAAAUUUUGCAGUCAGAAUUGGGCUAUGGCUUUACAAUACUGUUCAAAGCUCACUGUUCUUUUAUUUGUGGCUGCCUUUGCCACAGACAGAUCUGAAUAUUAAAACUUUAGGGGCUGUAGAACACCAGAAGAAUGUCCUGUAAAACAGUUCUCCUGAGCUUUCAAGCAGUUCAGCCUGACCUAAACCUGAAUUUUGUGAGGAACUUCAGGGGCUUGGACUUGAUCCCAGAUUAUGGAUAACAUACAUGCAAGCCCAGUAACAGACAUGGCCUUUCUGGAAGCUCCUUUUCCAAGCUGGAAAGGUGAGGCUGCACCAGCAGCUUUGACUGGAGGAUGCUCUUGAUGAGCUCUGUGGAAGAAGAUUAAGGUGUUUUAAUAGAAAUUAUCAGUGGUAUUUGCUACAGUUGCACCUCUUCAAUUACACAUUUGCUGUUCUACCACAUGAAUUUGUUUCCAAGCAAGACUCACUCAGAUUUCCAACCACAUGUUUUGGUUGCACUGGCCAUGAGUGUUUUGUCCCUUGGCAGCAUUCCUGUAGCUUCCAGUCCCUUGGAUUUCAACCUGAUGCCAUCUAUGUGUGGCUUGCUGGAAGCACUGUGAUAAAUGGAGAUGAAAUGAAAAUAUCAAAUGAUAUUUAUAUAAUAUUUACAUAAACUUUGAGGAGAAAAAACCCCACAUUUUUAACCAUUUUUAAGUUGGCAGGACACCCAUCCUUUUAAUGGGAGCACAAGCAAAACCGCUUUUUAAAAUCCUAUUUCUGAAGAAUGUUGUUCAGCAGAAAGAACUUUCACAAGCAAAGUAAAAUAUCUGAAGAUUUUUCAAGCCAACCUUCUGCUGGAAACAUGUCACCUCUUUGUAUUUUUAUUUGCAUGGAUGGAGCUCGUGGCACCUCCCUUUCCAAGUGAUUCCAGGGUGGUUUAGGCAAGGCCAUGAUCCUUGGGUCCUGUGCUUCACUCUGAAGUGAAUUAUUCACUGCUGGCAUUUCUGGUGCAAAGCUGCAGCUUUAUGGGACGUGCCAUGUUAUUGUAUGUGCACUAUAAUGUUAAUUUAUACAGCCAGUCAAGUUGUACUGUAUGUCUGACAGGGAUGUUUGCUGCUUCCCACUUGAACUGGCAGGUUUUUGCAUGUGAUUCCAUGCCUUUCGUGGCACUAUUUUGGAAAUUUACCCUAAUUAUUAGAGAGCCUAAAAGGAAUCAGAACUAUUGACUGUAAAUGGAAUUUCAGCUAGCUAAGCAUAUUAUUUAUGAGCAUAAACUGAAACUGUCCUACUCAUUUUCAAUAAAUAUACAUAAUUUCAGGUAAAUUAAAUUGUUUUUUAACCUUUUACCACUUGCAAGCAACUUUUUGCUGUGAAUGUGUGUGCCUCAGAAUCUCAGAAAACAACAGAAUAAGUGCACACUCUUUGUUGCUUCAGCAGAUGUGAGGGGAAAAUGUAUCACUUGAAUGAACAGAUGUCUGCUCAUGCAGAAGCAUCACCCCUUUGCAGAGACAUGAAAUGUUUCUCCAUAGAGCCAACAGGCAAGCAGCUGCUAAUUUUAAUAAAAAGUAGCCCUACAGAAAUACUCAGAAUCUGAUAUUUAACAUAUUAUUGAGUAUAUAUUAAAAUUUUUACGUGCCUUUCAGCAUUUCCUAGGAAGAAAUCUCCCGUGUUCCUUAGCUCUCCCACCAGAAGUCCAAUAAAGGCUUUGUCAUUAAAAUGAAAUUUAUACUAAAAUAUAAUAAUCUAUUCUAAUUCCUGACACAUUCUCAGCUGUGCCAGACAUCCUGAAGCUGUAGCAGCAGGAAGAAUUCAAUUAUAUUUUCCCAUAUUACAAUGAAAGAAAUGUCAGUCAGAAAUAUGUCUUCCUGAUACACCUCUACAAUUGCAUAGUUAAUUAAAAAAAAAUCUGUGACUAUAGUUGAUACAACAAGAUAUAUUUAUUGUAUAUAUUCACCUCUUGCACAGAUAUUCUAAAUAUAUAUUCUGUCUGAAACCAGAAGUUCUAGUUUUUUAUGAAAUCUGUUUGUGGAGAUGUGGUCUCUUCAGCUUUUACUGUUAUUUAUCUGAUGCUGCAUAAUGAGUAUCAUUAAAACUUUGGGAUGGAUUUUGUCUGUCUGCAGAGGUCAUAUCAUGACAUUAAAGUGCUCACUGCAGGGAGGAGCUGAAGAAAAUUACUUUUACCUUCCAGUUGCACUGCAUGGCUUUUUGGGAAAUCCUCAGUGCACGUGUUUGGAGAGGAUGGAAGGAUUAUUGAGUGACUGAAAGUCUUUUCUGAGCACUGAGAGGAAGGUUUUUCCAUCAUAAAUAGUUUAAGGCAAGAAGUAAAUGUAGUCAAUGUUGUUGUGAAAUGAAUCCCUCAGCCUUAUGUGGAGCUGGUCAGUGUUUUGUUUAAAAGGGAAGGUGGUGGCGUGUUUCAAAAUGAAACAUGUUCAGGGAAACACACCUGUUUCGAAGGAAAGUUUUCUCAGGUUCAGCUUAUUAUGAGAGAAUUGCCCCAAAAUAAAUAAGAUUACUUCCCUACAUCCCUGUAUGGACUUGAAUGUAGGUCUUCCAUGAUCAGAGUGGAUGCUGAGCUAUAAAACCAUUGGCUAUUGCUUGGACUCUUUCUUUAUCCAACCUAUAAAUAUGACUUUUUACUUUACAGAGAGGAGUUUUGACCCUGAGUGUCCCCAUCUCACGGGAAUAUCCUCUUCAUUCAGCUCUGCUGUUGAGAGAGGUCUGAUUUUAAUUUUAUGCCACAUGAGAAGAUUAUUUUCCAUUACAUUUUUGGAGGGAAAACUGUUUUCCUUGCGGUUUUAGUUCUACAACAUGAAACAGUAGCAUGCAGCCUGAAAAUUGCUUGAAAUAACAUAUGCACUAGUGAUUCCAAAGAAUAUAGCUAAGAGAAAUGUCCAGUGUGAGAUGUGCUUUUUUAAAAACAUGUGCUUUGGUCUAGUAAGGCAGGGAGAAAGUCCUAGUCUCCAGUGCAAGUGUAUUAAUGCCAGGGAUUUCUUUCUAUGCAAUUCUAUGGUGCACCUGGGUUUUUUUAGGGAUUAACUUGAUUGGUGUAGUUGAUGUUAUCAGUGUGUUGUGUGUAGAAUAUUCUGUUAAAAGUGUCAUUAAGGAAAUUGUGUGUCUUAAAUGGUGUUAUAACUUUAGGCUCUUUUUUUUUUUUGUCCGAUCUGACUUCACUAAAUCAUAAUAAUGCUCCUCUUAAAAGUACCAAGACAAUAUUUCAUCAAACUGCAUAACCAAGGCUCACACAUUACACUUUAAACCACCUUCUAGGACAAAAUGUUGUGUUACUGUUGUGAGUUUUAAACUUUUUUUUGUAUUUCUCUAUCUUAAAAAAGCUGAAUUGUAUUAUCCUUUUAAACUCAAGGAGCUAAUGUGCAGGUUUUUAAAGCUGAUCAAAAGCAGUAAAACUGGACUUGGUUGGGAUUACUCAUAAAUCCAGUUUCUAAACUGUGGCACAACCUGUCCUGACUCCAUGGAGGUGCACCCAGAUGUGAAGUUCAGGUAUUUUAAGGUUGAUCCAAGCUGAGCUCUGCCUGGGUGCAAAACCUGCCAACAUCUGGACAUGAAUCCAUGUUGUAACCCAGGAAAAUUCUGCUGUGACAGAGAAUUUGAGUUCUUGGAAUGGUUUGAACAAACCUAACUCCUCCCUUGUAGUGUCACACCAAUGAUUUCUCUCUGUAAUGGAGAUUCUGUCCUGUUGAGGGGAGUGUUCUUCGACGUGCAAGUUUUUAAUACUGUUUCUUUGAUUUAACUCUGUUUAAAAAAAAAAAAAAAAGUGUUACUUGACUGGUAAAUUACUUUUGGUUGUAGUGUCUUCUGCAAUGUUUAUAUUUCACCAAACAAUGUUUGUUUCUAAUGUUUGUAAAAAAAAAAAAAUGUAAUAUCACCAGAAGUCAAAAAUCAAUGUUUUCUAAUAAUGCCUUGUAACUUACCCAGCCUUACAGUACUUCAGACAAUUUUCCACCAAAACUGCAUCUAGUCACUGGUUGUCACAAUUACGAAAGAUAUAUAUAUAUUUAUAAACCUGUAGCUUCUAGCUGCCAUUAAAGAUUAAUGAUACAAAUCAC